Messenger RNA from Annulohypoxylon maeteangense, 2030 nucleotides. Its product is annotated as heterokaryon incompatibility protein-domain-containing protein. The transcript has 2 exons. The record is from RefSeq and is a predicted model, not a curated record. The coding region runs from base 121 to 1815 and encodes 564 amino acids. Lineage: Eukaryota; Fungi; Ascomycota; Sordariomycetes; Xylariales; Hypoxylaceae.
AUCACAAACAGCCAGCACACAAGUUUAUGUUGAUAUUCCUCUUUCUAUACUUGAAGAUUCGGUACCGCGUUUAAAGACGAAUACUGAUAGUGGUCACAUAAGUUCUUUUUAUAAUCUGACAUGCGGCUUCUCAAUGUUCACGAGUUGGUAAUCAACGAAUACCAGCAAGAUAUUCCACCAUAUGCCAUACUUUCGCACACCUGGAGUGACGAUGAAGUCUCAUUUGUUGAUUUCGUUGAAGGAAAAGCUCCAUCCCGAAAAGGAUACUAUAAGAUCUUAGGUUGCUGCAAACAAGCCAUCUACGAUGGUCUCGAAUAUGUGUGGAUCGAUACUUGUUGUAUAGAUAAACGCAGCUCGGCGGAGCUCUCCGAAGCUGUCAAUUCCAUGUUUAAUUGGUACCGAGAUUCAACUGUCUGUUAUGCCCAUCUUGAAGAUGUUCCAAGCAGAAAAAUGGGGGAAUACAGGAACAGUUCGACAGGCUAUUAUUGUUCUUCAAGCUUCAAACACAUCCGCUGGAUAACUCGAGGAUGGACUCUGCAGGAGCUCAUAGCUCCAUCAGUUCUCGUGUUCUUCACGUCUGAUUGGAUUAGUAUUGGAAGUCGAGAUGAACUCAAACAUGUUAUUGCCGAGAUCACCCACAUAGACCCUGAUUUCUUCCUCUAUGGACGACUAAGCGACUUUAGUAUCGCUCGCAGGAUGUCUUGGGCAUCACACAGGCAAACCUCUCGAAUCGAAGACCAAGCUUAUUGUUUGCUGGGACUCUUCGGCAUUACCAUGCCUCUUGUUUAUGGCGAAGGUAAACGCGCGUUCGUGAGACUCCAGGAAGAAAUUAUUAAGGAAUCAAACGACCAAUCUAUUUUUGCUUGGUGCCCUAACGGACUGGGGUAUCAAAAUUCCAGCUUCGUUGAUCCCAUUCAAUGUGGUCUUCUGGCCCCAUCCCCUCUCUAUUUCGCUACUUCUGGGAGUAUUGUGAGGUGCGGGAACAGUAACCGCGUACGGUGUAUAAACGAGGAUGAUGAGGAUGAGUCGCCAUAUACAAUAACCAACAGAGGCAUUCAAAUAUCCUUGCCAAUAAUUGAACAUCGAUUCGGGGAUGGGCUAUCUUUUACAUUCUUACAAGGAAAGGGACCAUAUAUUUAUCCCUCAAUGUUCGAGCCAUCACAUACAGUUGCUGUUUUAAAUUGCCGAUUCACGAAUCCUCGAUCUCAGAUUGUGAUAUUCCUCCGAGAAGAUAAAAGAGAGCAAAGAUACGUUCGAAUGCUCCACAAGUUUGAACUUACCGAGCUGCCCCAAAUCGAGAUUAGAAGAGUAGCUAUGAAGAAACAAAUAUUUAUACGGGCCCGCAAUGCAUUGGAUACUAUACCACUGUGGCUAAGAUCUAAGAGUGAAAGAAUCGUUAUCAUCGAGGCUUUGACUAGCUACCCAUUAUCCACCUUCCAAUUCAUAAAAGUCGAACCAGAAAUUCGGUGGCAACGUCAGGGAACGGGGGCUCUAUUUCUAUAUACUCAUAAUCUAAACGGGGUCGUCCUCUUAUUCCGAAACCCCGUAGGCGAAGCAUUGCUUCUCCUUAUAGAUCCAUCGGCCUACAGCUUUCCAUUUAACAAUGGUGUUCAUCUCGUUCAUAGUUUUGGAAUACCGGACAAUACAGACUUAUCCCAAUGUUGGCAAGAAUACGAUCGAGGCACUCUAAAAUAUAAAAAAUCUCCAAACGGUCCUCUUUCUAUACGCCUUAUCGCAAGACAAGCCGCACAUGCGUAUAUUAUAAGGCUGGAAUUAGCCACCGAAUUGGACGUCUCGGAUACCACUAUGAAAUAAUAUUGUCCUGAUUUAACUAUGGGCAUCUAGGGUCAUUACAAUCACUUCCUAAAUGUUACCUUUAGCAUAACGUAGCAAUAUAAUUCGGUGGCCGGCAGUGCGGGUAAUCUUGCCGCCCAACAACAUAGAGGCGUGCCCAAUUGGGACGAGGAUACGAUAUGGCCGGGUCUAGACUCGGUGCUGUGCCGUCGGAACAGAAGCUUGAAUCACACGAU